Molecule: messenger RNA, 651 nt
Organism: Leptopilina boulardi
Lineage: Eukaryota; Metazoa; Arthropoda; Insecta; Hymenoptera; Figitidae
Exons: 2
Coding region: 142-399 (85 amino acids)
Source: RefSeq, a predicted model, not a curated record
CACAAGCACAUUCUUGUUUCUUAUUUGUUUAUCUAGUUUUGAUUUUUAAUUCUGACAAUCUGUAUAAAAUGAGGGGAGCUCUCUAUUCCGAUACAUAAGUUUACAAUCUUUCGAGAAAUUAUCAUCUUUCACUUAAGCAUCAUGUUCAAACUGGCUAUACUUUCUGCCAUCCUGGCUAUUGCUACUGCUUUCCCUGGGGGCCUUACUGGUAUUGUUUUAAAUCAUGAUUUGGGACCAAUUCAUACACCUCAGGUUAUCAGUCAUGGGCAUGUGAGUCAUCCUCAUAUCAUUGCUCAGCCAAUAGCUCCUGUUGUUCACAGUGCUCCUAUCGUAACUAGAACUUUUCUACCCUCUCAUGGACACGUCCUUGGACAUGGUCUUCAUGGACUUCAUGGUUAAAAAAUUAAAAUGCAAUCAUCAUCAUCAUUAUUAUUUAGGUCUUAUUGGUUAUUUGUGUUUAGUUAAAAAAAACAUUUGGAUUAGCAUUUAAAUUUUCUACUAUUGCCUGGAAAUGGUACAUAUCCUUAUACAAAUCUAAAAUUUAUUUUCUGAAAAAUUAAAAGUUCGUUAAUUAAAUUAUAAAUCAUGUUCAUUGUGUUUAGUUUCAUUGACAUUUGUUGAAAUUUAUAAUAAAAUUAAUUUUCUGUCAAA